CCAAACAUAUCUAUCCACACCCAAGCAUAUCUAUCCAAUACCCAAGCAUAUAUAUCCAAUGCCCAAACAUACCUAUCCGACAACGAAACAUAUCUAUCCACACCCAAGCAUAUCUAUCCACACCCAAGCAUAUCUAUCCACACCCAAGCAUACCAUUCCAAUACUCAACCUUAUCUAUCCAAGACCCAUACAUACCCACACACUCCGACAGGCCAACACAGUCCCCAAUCAUAUCCAUCCAAACAGACCCACCCAGGACGCCCACCCCCUAGUGCCCUCCCCUACAGCCCUAAGCAAG
Messenger RNA from Metschnikowia bicuspidata var. bicuspidata NRRL YB-4993, 298 nucleotides. RefSeq lists its product as uncharacterized. The annotation marks the transcript as partial. The transcript has 3 exons. The record is from RefSeq and is a predicted model, not a curated record. NCBI's taxonomy places the organism in Eukaryota, Fungi, Ascomycota, Pichiomycetes, Serinales, Metschnikowiaceae.